UGCAUUUCAUUUUGCACCCUACAUUUGGUAAAUAAAUAAAUAAAUAAAUAAAACCCCAAAACUCUUUUUUAGAGAAUGGUUUCUUCAGAGAAUUUUCUUCUCCAUAACUAAUAAAAAAGGCAGAACAUGAGUACAUUUUAAGCAAAAGUCUUAUCUGUUCAUUUAAUAUUAACAAAUUGAAAUGAAUUAUUUUAAUGCCAAUUAACUUGUAGCUGUCCCUUAUUAAUAGUAAUUUAGAUUAAUAUUUCUUGGAAGCAGGAACAUUGGGCUCAGUGUUACGUGCCUGGAAUAUCAACUGGAGAAGAAAACAUCACUUUGAGUCAUGAGGAGUUGAGCUCUUUCCUUUUUUUCUUCAUCUUCAUCUGAGCUCUUGUUUUUUUCAGUCAAAACUCAAAAAGUACAUCUGGGUGACUGUCUCUAAACGUUGCCAGCUUAAAAAGACAACAGGAUCAUAUUAAAAAGGCUUAAAAACUAUCCCAUAAAAAUUGGAUUUAAUGAUUUCUCCAAAGCCUCCAGUUUCAGAGUCAUUAUAUUGAUAUAUAGAUAGAUAACUAUCUUUAUAAGACUCCUAACAAUCAAGAAGUGUAACUAUUCUCCAUAUUCCUAGCAUCUUCUUAUUUCAAUUAAAACAAGCCAAUAGAUCAAAAUACAAUUAAAUUAAAACUAUUCUACAAAAUCCACCUUCCUAUAAGGUCUGGCUGAUUAAACUAGAGUAUAAUUAAUAAUACAUUUUCUUACCCACUGAUUCUUCCAAAGGAGAUUUAGCUUGGGAGAGCAGAAAGAAAACCCAGACAUCUGAAAUUAAAUAUUAUUGCUGGAAAGGGUGAAAGGUGGGGGAGGGGGAGCGGAAUUAACCAAGGCAGUUGACCGUGGCUUUGAAAGAAAGAAAGAAAGAAAGAAAGAAAGAAAGAAAGAAAGAAAGAAAGAAAGAAAGAAAGAAAGAAAGAAAGAAAGAAAGAACAUUUUUCCUCUAUUAUAAUGGGAUAUUUUAGUCUGAAAAGUUGCCUUAUAGGUUAUCAAUAAAGCCACUUUGGGAUUUCUAUUAACGAGUAUCCACUUGAUCUAUACAGAAAGUUUGUUGCGUUUCAUUACUAAACUCUCUCUCUCUCUCUCUCUCUCUCUCACACACACACACACACACACACACACAAGUAUGUUCAUCCAUUUUCAUUGCAAAAGUAAUUUCAAACUUCAUCGGCUAAAUGAAGAUGAAACGGUGUAUUAUGGUUGGAUACAGAAGAAGGGGAGGGAGGGAUGCUCUAUUUAAAAAAAAACAACAACCCUCACAGCAAAAAGAUGCAUGCAAGCGAACUUGGGAGUGUGAGAAUAAAAAUGGACUUACCUUGAGCAUCCCAGCAGAGAUUCCAGGAGGGUCUGGUGGGGUGGGCUGGGGCUGGGCUGGGUUGGGGGGAGGGAUGAAGUCAUGUCCAUUUCUCGCAGCCCAGAGAGAGAUCUGGUGCAGAAACUGUUUCCUAUCAUCCCUCUUGUGUGUUUGCCCAGAGAGAGACUGAAAGUUACAAAUCGCUGCCAUUAACUCAUCAAACAGUCCCUCUCCCAGUGAACCUUGGCCAUUGGCCAAGAGCCGGCCACGUGAUCCCUCCUGCCACUGUAUCGAAUUUCAGCUGGCUUUUCCUCGCGCUCCGGGCCGGGGAAGUGCCCCAUUUGACAUGGUGCAAGCCGGGCCAGGGCGCGGGACAAGGGGGCUAGCGCGGGUGGGGGCCAGCACAAUGAGAGGAGGAUGAACCCUCAGCCAGAGCUGGGCUGGGGGGGAGAGAGCAGGUCGGGCUAUGCAGGGACCUGGCCCGGGGAGCAGAGACUCCAGCAUUUGCCGCGGAGGCCGUGCAACAUCCGCUGUGCUGGGGACGAUCGCUGCGUGCUGGGAAGGGAGCUCCCAAUUGCAGGGCCCCCCCCGCCGCAUCUCCCCUCCCCGCCCGGCCAGCCCCAUCCUUUCCCCGCUCCCUCUCGUCAUCCCGCGGCUGGGCCCAGGCCCCUUUACAACCCCAGCCAACCUCCCGGCGCCGCUUUCGCCUCCCCAGGUUAUAACUCAUCCUGCUGCAGCCCCUUCCCACCCAGUUCUCAUGACCCCGGCUUUCCUGGGGGGAGCCUGCCCCCCUCCGCCGCCGCCGCCUACCCAGCUUGCCUUAUUGGACCCCGCUCCGGGGGUCGGGGAGCGGAUCGGUACCACGCCUGUAGCCAGGACCCCCCCAGCUGUAACUCUCUGGUGGUGCCAGAAGAUAGAGGGGACCUCUCUCAGGAUGUUUACGGUGACACGAAAACUUUUGAGUGGAUGAGAGUCAAAAGGAACCUUCCCAGAACAGUGAAAUCAGGAGACUGUGGCUUUGCUGGGGAGAAAAACGCAGUCUCUCCCAGGACAAACUUCAGCACCAAGCAGCUGACCGAACUGGAGAAAGAAUUCUACUUCAACAAGUACCUGACCCGGGCCAGGCGGGUUGAGAUCGCCUGUGCCUUGCAGCUCAACGAAACCCAGGUGAAGAUCUGGUUCCAGAACCGCAGGAUGAAGCAGAAGAAAAGGGAGAGGGAGGGUUUCCCUGAGGGGUCAGCUGGCUGCAAUGGACCGGAGUCCUCCUCUGACAAAUCAGACAUCACCUCCCCAGCUACCUCUCCUAGCAGAAGUAACGAGGCUCCCACGCCUCCCAUCUGACUGAGGCUCUUGUUAGAACUUCUGUUCUGAUCUUGGGCAGAGAAACAGAAAAGAGACUUUCCCAUCAGAUCCACUCAGCCCCCUGCAUUCAUCUUGCUGGGGGAGAGAGAAGGGUGCAAUGCUUUGCAAUGGACUUGGGGAUGAAAACACCCACCAAAACCAUGUGCAGAGACUUCCACACUCACCACCAUGACCACCACCGAUAGCACAGGACCAGCAUUGUGCUGUUAAAUCGGUGUCCUUCCAAUAGAUGCAGAUGCUAGAUUAAUGGAUGCCAUGCUAAAAAAAAAAGGGGGUCACUUUCCCUUCCAAAUUCGUAGAGCAGAGGUGAAUAGAAAGGGCCAAAUAUUUUUUUUCAAAACCAUGAACUUUUUACAAAAAAAUGCAGACAACAAAAAGUUUUCACACACUCUUGAUUCUCUGUGAGUAAACUGGACGUUUUUUCCACUAAAAGUUUCAGUUACAUUUUUAUUCACAAUACAUUUCGACUUUUUCCACAAAAAGCUUCUACAACAUCUUUAGUCACAAAAAAGAUUAGAUUAAUUUUUUUCACAAAAAGGAUCAUUCUUCAUGGAAGGUUUUGAUGAACUUUUUCUACUAGAAGUGUUGACAAAUUUUAUUUUGACACAUUAUUUUCCCCAAAAAGUUUUGACAUGAGCCUUAUUCACAAUGAGUUUUGAUGCAAUUUUUCCCCCACAAAAAUUCUUGACAAAAUUGUUUUGUGGGAACUUUCAAUGAACUUUUUUUUCAUGAAAAGUUUCACCAUUUGUUUUUGUGGUUUUUUACCAAAUGGUUCAAUUACAUGUUUUCCACAAAAAGUUCUGACAACAAUUUGGGGAAUAAUUUUCAUAUUUGAACUCUAAUUCCAAAUGUUCCUAUUUCACUGAGCCCUUUCAGAAGGAACUAGAGCCAUUAUCUCCUGGGAGUAAUUAUUUUAGAGAUAUGUAAUACAGUUACAUACCAUUUUGGUGAAAUUUCUAGGGAGAAUAAUGCUCUUCAGAAGUAUUUUUAAGACCAGGACAUUUUUGCUGAACUCAGCAUUCUGGCCACAGACAGCCAUUCUAGCCAAGGAUGGUUAUCACAGUUUCUUGAAUGCCAUCUCUAUUCUUGUGCCCACACAUCUAAAUGAUACCCUAGUGGGUGAGUUAACCCUCCCUCUGAUGUGAUACUAAAGGGGCAGAAAAAGCCCGGUCUCAAGCCACUGAAAUCAAUGGAAAAAAUCUAGUGGUCUUUAAUGGACUUUGGAUCUAAUCCAUAUGAAACAAGUUAUAUGCAGUAUAAUCAGUGGGCCUACACAGAUAUUUGAUCAAGAAAAUAUGAUGUUUCCCCCAUCUUUUAAAUGUGCUUUCCUAGGCUAAAUGCACCUUCAGCACAAAUGGAUAGGAGAGGAAAUGUGAGUUCAAAAUCAGGCUUAGAAAUAUAAGAGACAUGGUAAUUAUGCUAUAAAUAACCUCCUCAGUCAGUAAAAGCUUAGAAGUGUAUUAUUUAUUUUCACAUUUCCGAGGUUCUUCAUUAACAUUUAAAUCUUCUAACAGCUGGGAAGAAACACACUUCAUAUUAAAAGUGGAUUUAAUUUAUAGCAAAGAGUAAAAGCAACAAAACAAAUGCAAAAAUCAGGGGUGUUGUCACAGAACUUUGACAGGACAGUGGUGAUGGGCUGGAGAGAUGGGAAUAGUUGCCUUUUAAACUUUAAUAAAGGAUAAAAUGGAGGCCAACAUUUUAUCAAGAACAAACAAUAAGAAGUGUUAUAAUAACCCUAGGUAAUGUUAGAGCCACUUAUGCUGAGACAAAGUUUGCACACAGUGCCUCACUUUGGAGAAAUAAUUGGUUCAUUUUCAUCACCGUGUUUUAUUAUUAUUAAUAAUUAUUAUUAUUAUUGAUGUUUUACUAUCAAAAUAUAUUUGAGAAAUGCCUUUUGUCCAUGGAGAAUACUGGUUUAUUUUCACUCGGAUCAUAUAUUACAAGAGGCUAACCCAAUGAAAGGACUUUAGGUGGCUGAAAAGUACAUUUGAUUUAAAAAUAUACACAGCAUUCUUCUUCAACAGCCGCUGGAUUUAUACCAAAUGUUCUGCUAACCAAACUUUCCCUCGGUCUUCCUUGCCACUCAUCACUGAAAGGAUUAAUGGGGUGGUGGUGGGGUUUUAACACCUCUAAAUAAUACACCCAUCAGUGGAAUUUCAGGCAGGACAAUCCCUAGAAACUGUUGCCUUUUUAAUCGGAUCUUUAAAUUUGCAGUUCACUCCAUUUUGCUGGCAAAAAAAGAAAAAACACACAUGAAACAAUAGCUAAGGAACCAAAUAUGCUAAUUUGCCACCAAUGCUAUUAUUUUGUCUUUCCUUGUUGCAAAAUUCUAAUCACACUUUGGAAAUGAGCUGUGAGUUGUUCACUAAAGUACUCAUGUUGAAUUAGGGUUGCUGCUGUGUUUUAAAUUAUUUUUCCUCUCAUUGCUAUGUAACUAAACUUUUAUCUCCUUGCCUGUUUAAAAAUUCUCCUAAUUUGUUAUUUUAAAUUACUCCAUGUGGAAGUCCUCCUUUUCUUUUUGCGAAUACAGACUAACACGGCUGCUACUCUGAAAGGUAAAUUCAGACAUUUCGGUGAAACUGCAAAAUGUCUAGAAUCAACAUAAGAAAGAAAGAAAAGUUUUAUUUAAAAUGUUUAGGGAUUGCAAGGUUCAGUUAUGACCCCAAUCUAAAACUGGCACAUAUUCCUUUAAACCAAAGAUGUAUAGUGAAUCCAGUUAAAUGCAUGGAACAUGAGACUUCUUUUGACAGUGGAGAAUAUUUAAAAGGCACGUGAAAAUGAAGGGAGCUAUUGCAAAAUGUCUACCUCUUAUUUGCCGGGACUAUCAGAAUGUAUGCAGUGUUGCUGUAGCAAUGUCAGUCGCAGGGUAUUUGAGAGACAAGGUGGGUGAGGGAAUAAUUUUUUGUGGAGCAACUUCUGUUGGUGAGAGAGACACGCUUUUGAGCUACAGAGCUCUUCUUCAGGACCUCUGUAUAGCUCGAAAGCUUGUCUGUCUCACCAACAGAAGUUGGCCCAGUAAAAGAUAUUCCCUGACCCACCUUGUCCCUCAGGACUAUCGGAAGGACGAUAUGGAUUUAUUUAUUGAUUUAUUUAUUUUCUUUCAAUAUGAAGUGGAAUGUGUGUUGUGGUAGGGAGGGGAAAUGGAUAUGUGAAUGGAUAACAUUAAAAAUU
Molecule: messenger RNA, 5854 nt
Organism: Caretta caretta (loggerhead turtle)
Lineage: Eukaryota; Metazoa; Chordata; Testudines; Cheloniidae
Source: RefSeq, a predicted model, not a curated record